UCAUGCCUCUAGCAUCAGAGCAUAACCAAAAAAUGUGCAGUUCCAAGAAUUAAUUUAAUCAACAGAACUGAUUUGAAGCUUAGAUGCAAAACAAAAUAUAACUAUAAAUAUCAAAUCAUUUUUGUCAGAAUCUCACGCUCUUCAAACCUUUCUAGAGUAACUUUAGUUAACUUUUACAGUAAUUUGAUUGUUUUGUGUUGAGGCCAUAACAUGCAGUCCCUCUUCCUCACAGCACUCCUUAGCUCAAUCGUCAUAGUUUUGGCACUACCAGAAUGGAACGAACAAAGAGGGGAAGUGCCACUGGAAUCAAGGAGAGCAGUGAAUGCAUGCGGAGACGUCAAGUGCCACUUCGGAGGUUACGUCAUCCAAAGAGGACAAGAGUCAACAUGUUUUUGCUACAAGGGUCCAGGAGAGGUCUGCGGAGGACACGACAACAACUUUGUCUGCGAGACUGGACUCGAAUGCAAUUCAUGCGGCAUCUGCGUAGGAUGCGCAAACAAAAUAUCUUAUGGCUUCAUGUGCUACGACGAUGACAACAGCUGCAUGUAGGCUGUACGCAAUAUCACCACACUUGGCAUGCUCUAUUCUGGAUCGAACCACCGACUUAAACCACAUUCCCAAUUUACCUAAACAAACAUUUCCAGGAGAAAAUUGCUUUAGCAAAAAAUUGACGCCAAUUCUAGGCUAAAUGCAAUAACACCACACCUGGCAUGUUCGAUUCUGGAUCGACCCAAACCACAUUCCCAAUCUACCUGAACUACCAACUCUACUAGAAGAAAAUUGCUUUAACAGAAAAUUGACGCCUAUAGAAUCAAUAAUGUUAUUCUUAACGAGAAUUUCCAUUUUACAAUUAUUUUUGCUUAGUAAUACAAUUAGUGCAUAGAAAAUCUGAUUUUCUUUCUACAACAUGUCCUGAAACUCAUUCAAGUUACCUUUUUCUUUGUUCGUUAAAAAAAUUACAAAUUUAUGUUUUCAUGUCAAGUUUUACAAUAAUUCCUCUCUCUCAAUGUUUUAGAUUUAGUUGAACAGUAAUAGAAAUGUCUUAUUUGUAAAAUGCAAGCCGAAUAAAUUCCUCGCUCGUAUAUUAAUCUUGUAAACUAUCUUCAUAAUAAUUAUUGUUGUACGGUAUGUUAUUUUUUCAUGACUGUGUUGAAACUCGCUAUAUAAUUAUAUUGUUUCUAGCUGUUAAUAAUAAAUUCAAUGUGCAGUGAUAAUUAAGUGUAAUAUUUUACUUUCGUUUGGUGUUUUAAUUCUUCUAAAUUUAAAAGUUGCAUCUUAUAGAUUUAUUUUUGGACGAAGAUUGAGCUUGAACUAUUCACACUAGAAACAUAACCUAUUUUUAUGGACAUUGUAACAUUAUCAAAAUUUUGGAAUGGAAUAGUUUUGGGCUAAGCCUGUUGUUCCUACCCAAUCAUAUUAUUUUAUAUGAUUUGUAAUAUUGUAUCCACGAAUAAAUAAAUAAAUCCCAAUUUUAUCCGUGGUUUAAGUUUAUUUGAUGGUGUAAAAUGUAAUUCAAGUUGUUGACUGAAUAACAUUAUUGGAAAGAAUUGAUGUUUAGCAUAACUUUUCAUGUAGGAUGUGUUCUGAAUUGAACCAAAUAUAUAAACUUCACCUGAG
Messenger RNA from Nilaparvata lugens (brown planthopper), 1617 nucleotides. RefSeq names its product neuroparsin-A. Bases 211 to 549 code for a protein of 112 amino acids. Lineage: Eukaryota; Metazoa; Arthropoda; Insecta; Hemiptera; Delphacidae. The transcript is spliced from 3 exons. The record is from RefSeq and is a predicted model, not a curated record.